Molecule: messenger RNA, 964 nt
Organism: Mesocricetus auratus (golden hamster)
Lineage: Eukaryota; Metazoa; Chordata; Mammalia; Rodentia; Cricetidae
Product: aphrodisin-like
Exons: 8
Coding region: 147-797 (216 amino acids)
Source: RefSeq, a predicted model, not a curated record
AGCAAUACUGCUCCAGAGCGAAUCACGAUUAAUAUUGCGUUUGGUCCCAUAAUGAAUGUGCAUGUACAGUGUUUUAAAUUUUAACCUAUCCAGUUACUUAACUAUUGAACAUUUUCUCAGGAAGUUGUGAGUCAAAAAGCAGUGAAAUGAAGCUUCUGUUGUUAACUGCUGUCAUCAUCAUUGUUGUCAGAAAAGAGGUAUCUCCUUCUUUAGUGGAAGAAGAUAAGGUUUCAGGGAAAGUUCACACACUCUACUUGGCAGCUGAUGAUUUAAACUUAAUAGCUGAGAAUGGGCCACUAAGAAUUUAUAUACACAAUAUUCUAUCUUAUAAUAAUUACAAGGAAUUGAACAUCACCUUUUAUCUCAGGCAAAAUAAUGGCUGCCAAAUAUAUGCUGUUUCUCUUCAAAAGUUAUUUUCUUUCACAUUCAUCAAAAUGAGGGAUCAUAAAUCUUCAUGGAAUAGAAGCCAUGGUGGAUCUCCAUAUAUUACAGGAUUGUGGAUUGUUAGAACUACAUUGUCUACUCUCCCAGAAAGCUGGGUUCAGACAUAUGAAAAUGGAAUUAAAGUCCCAGGUGUCGUAAUAUUUGCAUUACAUUUUAUAUCAAAUACCACCUUGAUAAUGCAUGUGAACUUUUCUGAAAAGAACGGAAACAUCAGAAACGUGUGUGCAGCAUUUUCAAAAGAAAUCAGUCUCAGUAAAGAAAUAUGGGACUUGUAUGUGGAUUUUACUGCUUCAUAUGGAAUUCCAAUUAAAAAUAUACAAGAUAUCCUCAAAACUGAUACCUGCCCGCAGUGAACAUAUCAAUUUGGUUACAAGAUUGAGAUUGAAAAUCACAAAUACGAAGAUUGAAUCAUUUUUCUUUCUAAUUGUUCAUUUUCCUUUCCUUUGUAGUUUAAAUUUUCUUCUCUUGUGUAGUAGGUUCCUUUCUUUGUGAUUUGGUGAAUAAAUUAACAUUACCAGCA